UUGAAUUCGUUGCUGCUGUUAAUAAUAAUGUUCCUUUAUCAAAUGAAGAGCACGAAUGGAAGCUCCACCCAUGUUUCAGAGUCACAUAAACCAGUGGCGCACGCACACUUGAUGAUUCCAACCUGCGCUCACUCACACUCUGCACCUCUGACUUUGGAAGUGGUGCAAAGUAGCUACAAUUCCACUUGCACACAGCGGACAGCAAAUUCAGUGGACUUUCAGAAUAUUUGCAUGCGAGCUGAGCUUUUUUGUUUGUUUGUUUGUUUGUUUGUUUUGUUUUGUCACAUACCUCCACGUCUGGCCGAGAGGAUGUCAGCGGGAAUCAACGACAGCGAGCAGGCGGAGCCGAGAGACGAGACCCUGGCCAGGGUGGAGAUCACUCUGCUGGGCAUCAUCUUCUUCAGCGCCGCCGUCCUGAACGGCGUCCUGGUCCUGGUCCUGUGGCGGCAGCGCAAGCACGUGAGCCGGAUGCGCGUCUUCGUCUUCCACCUGGCCCUGGCCGACCUAGUGGUCACUUUCUUCCAGGUGUGCCCGCAGCUCAUGUGGGACAUCACGGACAGGUUCGUUGGGCCGGACCUGGUCUGCCGCCUGGUGAAGUACCUGCAGGUUCUGGGCAUGUUCUCGUCCACCUACAUGAUCGUGGCCAUGACGGUGGACCGGUACCAGGCGGUGUGCAACCCCAUGGUCAAGUUCCAGCGGACGCAGCGGCGCGUGAACGCGGCCGUGUGCGCGGCGUGGGGGGUGUCCCUGGUGGGCAGCCUGCCCCAAGUGUUCAUCUUCUCCCAGGUGGAGGUGGCGCCCGGCGUGUUCGACUGCUGGGCCAAGUUCGUCCAGCCGUGGGGGCUCAAGACCUACAUCACGUGGACCACCGCGGUCAUCUUCGUGGUGCCCGUCAUCACGCUCGUCUUCUGCCAAGUGCGCAUCUGCAGGGCCAUCCAACAGAACCUGCACCGGAAGGCGCAGCGCGGCGUGGCCGGCGCGCUGCCCCGCAGAGCCAACGGCGUGGCCGGCAUGUCCAAAGCCAGAGUGAAGACCCUCAAGAUGACCGUGGUCAUUGUGCUGGCCUACGUGGUGUGCUGGUCCCCCUUCUUCACCGUCCAACUGUGGUCCGCGUGGGACACCGACGCACCCAAAGAAAGUGCCACCUUCACCAUCCUGAUGUUGCUGGCCAGUCUCAACAGCUGCGCCAACCCCCUCAUCUACCUCCUCUUCAGCGGUCCGCUUCCUCUGAGGCUCCUAAAGCCAGUUUGCCAGCGGCGCUCCUUCACCAAGGACUCCACGCACGAUGAGGUCAGCACCUUCUACACCAGUUUUAAAAAUCUCACAAAUGACAAUUGAAGGAAGGGUGGAGGGGGCAGGCGGUGAGGUGAGGCAGGCGGUGUUGACGCCUGCUGCGUGCCGUACAGAUCCUAAUCCUCCAGGGUCUCUAGACUGGAAAGAUAUCAUUUGUCAGUGACACAAGAUAUGUUAAAUAUGGCAGAAGUGUGUUCCAGAUGCAGGAUGUUGGACAAUAACAAACCCAAGAAGAGGGGGACUGUGUCUGAGUGAGGUGCCAGAAAAAAGAAAAAGUCUACAUAAGAGUAAUGUUCCAUUCCAUUGUGUUGGUGUCACUUGAGUAGUAGAACAUUGACCAGACAACUGCACAAUGAAGAACCGAUACAGUGGUCCCUUGAGAUUCAAGAAACACUCGUAUCUUAAAUAAUCUUUCCCAAUUGAAAUGAAUGGAAACGCUAAUAAUCCAUUCUAGCCUGCCCCCCCCAAAAAACAACAAAACUGUUUGUAAUGUGCUUUCUAAUAAGAAAAAUAGCACUCCAUAAUAUUGCACUAUAAUAAAAACAUUGAACGUAAAGUAUUAAACACUGCAUCGACAAAAAUUCAUUGCGUCUCCUUCUGUUGUGCAACCUGGCCAACCGGGUGCAGUUCAAUACAGUCAUACGGAAACAAACGAAGAGUAUCGCAACUACAAUAGGUGACUCAGUAAGCUGCAGUAAUAGUUGGUGGAGUAUUGUUAAAUUGUCUGUCUACAUGUGUUGCUUCACAGUUUGCGUUCAAAUAUCCAUUGCUUUAAGUGUUACAACACUGUCAUAUAAAUGCUAUUCGUUAGACCGACUAUGGUGUUUUGCAAUGUUUGCUAGCAUUAAGCAAAGCGGAUUUAUGGAUAAAUUAUGUGGUUGUAUUAGAUACACAAAGUGUAAUUGUCUGUUUUAUGUUUAGUUUGACAGUAAAUUUCAACUGAGAGUGGCAUUAAACGUCGAGAAGCCUCUUUUUUAAAGACUUGUUCACUAUCUGCCAAACCUGUUGUGAAGUAAGUUUGAGCUCACUGCCACCAUACAGUGUUGUCAAAUUUUUGCUUGCAAUUCAAUGCAAAAAAAAAAAAAAAUCAUCCGAACAACUGCUCUUAUCUUGAAAUAUUUCUAAGUAGAGUCACUUGUAUCUCAAGGCACCACUGUCCUGUGCAUUUAUUCCAAGACACAGUCAAUCAAGCAUGAGUACCAUUAUCGAGAAGCUGCAUUUUUGAGUACUUGAUUAUUGAACCUAUUACAUGUAGUGUCUCAUGAGAGGUGGGCUUAGGUAGCCCUAAGCAUGAUUUAUUUUAUAUUUAAUACAGAACAGCGAUUAAACUAUGAAAUUAGCAUGAAUGAAUAAAAUGCUCUCAUAAACCUUAUAAUGUUGGUUUUGGAGUCCUUUCUUUGUAUGACUGUCACCAGGGUUUGAGAGAGUCCACAAUUUUAUGAUUAUUUCAGUCACUAAAUUACAAGUACACAAGGCCUCAACAGCCAUUUUGUUAUUCGUGUACAUUUUGAUCAUCUAGUCUGAGCAAUGCAGCUACAGUGGAUAUAAAAAGUCGACACACUCUGUUCAAAUGCCAAGUUUUUGUGAUACAGACAAUUAUGGCCAAGAUAAAUCAUCAAAAGAUUCACCAUUAAAUGUGACCUAUGACCUAUACAAAACAACAGAUUUGAAAAAAAAAUAUUUUCGAGGGAAUGUGGCUGCUCAGAAUUAACUAAUCACUUUCAAACACGGUAAACUGUAGUCAG
This is a messenger RNA of Phyllopteryx taeniolatus (common seadragon), 3038 nucleotides long. It is a transcript of the gene avpr2b.1, whose product is annotated as arginine vasopressin receptor 2b, tandem duplicate, 1. The record is from RefSeq and is a predicted model, not a curated record. Gene Ontology annotation, molecular function: vasopressin receptor activity; peptide binding. Gene Ontology annotation, biological process: G protein-coupled receptor signaling pathway; regulation of systemic arterial blood pressure by vasopressin; positive regulation of vasoconstriction. The coding region runs from base 28 to 1338 and encodes 436 amino acids. Gene Ontology annotation, cellular component: membrane. Lineage: Eukaryota; Metazoa; Chordata; Actinopteri; Syngnathiformes; Syngnathidae. The transcript has 2 exons.